This is a messenger RNA of Terrapene triunguis (Three-toed box turtle), 1677 nucleotides long. Its product is annotated as zinc finger protein 883-like. The record is from RefSeq and is a predicted model, not a curated record. The annotation marks the transcript as partial. Gene Ontology annotation, molecular function: RNA polymerase II cis-regulatory region sequence-specific DNA binding; DNA-binding transcription factor activity. Gene Ontology annotation, biological process: regulation of transcription by RNA polymerase II. The transcript is spliced from 4 exons. Lineage: Eukaryota; Metazoa; Chordata; Testudines; Emydidae.
AACAUUCUCUCUUCAUCACAGCAUCCAGGCUUGAUUUGCAGACUUCAAGAGAUGGAAAAUUGUCCACUUCUAUUGGUAUUUCGUUAGACUUUGCACCACCUUCCCAGAUCUAUUUCCAGUGGCUAUUGCCAGCUUCAGAGCUAGAGGGGUUCCCAGUAUCCAGACCUGAUGUGAGCUCCCAGCUGGAACGAGGGGAAGAGCCGUUGGUCCCAGAUCUCCAGAGCUCGGAGGACAGAGAGGGCAUCUGCACGGCAGGUGAUGGGACGGUGAGUGAGACGAGGGAGCAGAAUUCUAAAGAGGAAGAUACUGAACAAGUGGAACUGUACAGGGCAUCAUCACAAAGAGCCAAAGGGAAUGUGCCUGGGAAUUGUGAGCAGGGAGAAGGUUAUGGGCAUCAGCAGAGGCCAGAGCAGCAGCCGGGAAACCACAUAGAGGAAAAAGUGGGUAAAUCCAUUAAUUGUUGGGAAACUCACAAAGAUGUCAAGGGAACCCCAGCCCAGCAGAGAAUCCUCAGGGGAAAGAGAAACAACCCAGGCACUGAGUGUGGGGAAAACAUCAGUAGAUGCUCAGAUCUUAUUAACCAUGAGAGAAUCCAGACGGGAGAGAAACCCUAUGAAUGCUGUGAGUGUGGGAAAAGCUUCACUCAGAGCUCAGCCUUCGUUACACAUCAGAGAAUUCACACGGGAGAAAGACCCUAUGAAUGCUGUGAGUGCGGGAAACGCUUUGCUCAGAGUUCAGCUCUUCUGAUACAUCAGAGAAUCCACACAGGGGAGCGACCCUAUGGAUGCUGUGAGUGUGGGAAAAACUUCACGAACAGCUCAGCCCUUAUUACGCAUCAGAGAAUCCACACUGGGGAGAGACCGUAUGAAUGCAGUGAGUGCGGGAAAAGCUUCACUCAGAGCUCAAACCUUACUAUCCAUGAGAGAAUCCACAGGGGAGAGAGACCAUAUGAAUGCUGUGAGUGCGGGAAAAACUUCCCUCGGAGCUCAGCCCUUAUAAGACAUCAGAGAAUCCAUGCGGGGGAGAGACCGUACGAAUGCAGUGAAUGUGGGAAAACCUUCACUGAAAGCUCAGACCUUCUUAUACAUCAGAGAGUCCACACAGGAGAAAGACCCUAUAAAUGCAGUGAGUGUGGGAAAACCUUCACUAAGAGAUCAGUCCUUGUUACGCAUCAGAGGAUCCACACAGGAGAGAGACCCUAUGAAUGCUGUGAGUGCGGAAAAACCUUCACUCAGAGCUCAGCGCUUAUUGCACAUCAGAGAAUACACAGAGGGGAGAAACCCUACGGAUGCUGUGAGUGCGGGAAAAGCUUCACUGACAAAUCAGCCCUGAUUGCCCAUCAGAGAAUCCACAGCGGAGAGAGACCCUAUGAAUGCAGUGAGUGUGGGAAAAACUUCGCACGUAACUCAGCACUGGUUACGCAUCAGAGAAUCCACACAGGGACCUGUGCCACCAGAGAGAUCGACGCCUAGGCUCCUGUACAGCGAAUGGAUAGAGAUCGGCACUGAGGCUCCUAUACAGCGAAUGGGGAGAAAUUGGCACCUUGGAAUGGGAUCCACAAACCCUGUCGUGCUAGGUGGCUUCUCACCUAAGCUAGCCAGGGGAGAGGCCCAUGACAGGGAAAUGCUACGCCCAAACCUCAGACAGAGAGCGGUGGAUCUCUGCUUCUGAUCCACA